Pristis pectinata (smalltooth sawfish) is the source of this 693-nucleotide messenger RNA. RefSeq names its product homeobox protein Hox-C12-like. Gene Ontology annotation, biological process: regulation of DNA-templated transcription. The transcript has 2 exons. Lineage: Eukaryota; Metazoa; Chordata; Chondrichthyes; Rhinopristiformes; Pristidae. Bases 1 to 693 code for a protein of 230 amino acids. The record is from RefSeq and is a predicted model, not a curated record. Gene Ontology annotation, molecular function: sequence-specific double-stranded DNA binding; DNA-binding transcription factor activity, RNA polymerase II-specific.
AUGGGUGAGCACGCCGCCCUCGGUUCCGUGGGACCGCUCCUCGGCGCGCACACCGGGGACACCUUCUACCUGCCCGGUUUCCGCGCCCCCGGCCCGCUGCCGCGCCGCCGCGGAGACGCCGUCUGCGCGCUGCCCUGGGCUCCGGGGGAGCCGGCGGCUAGCUGCUGCCCGGAGGCUUACCUGAGCGGAGUCAGCCGGCCGUGCGUCCGGUCCGGGACACUGGCCAAGAACUUCUACGGGGAGGGGGUCGCUCACAAGCGCUGGGUGGGCGUGGGCCCGCCCGCCGUCGCCGCCGCCGGACAGAUCAAGUGCCCGUUCCCGGCCGCCGCCAAAACGCAGGAGGGCUGUCCUGUGCUGGAAACCGAGUGCGCGUCCCCUCUCCCGAGUUCCGUCGGCGACCCGGCCGGCUGCUGCUCCUCGCCGCUCGGCCCGCGGGAAGCGUUCGCCGAUUCGGCCACGCCCUGGUACCCUCUCCACUGCCGGACCAGGAAGAAGCGGAAACCGUACUCCAAGAGCCAGAUCGCGGAGCUGGAAGGGGAAUUCACGGUGAACGAGUUCAUCACGCGGCAGCGGCGCCGGGAGCUCUCGGACCGGCUCGUCCUGAGCGACCAGCAGGUCAAGAUCUGGUUCCAGAACCGGCGGAUGAAGAAAAAGCGGUUGCUGCUCCGCGAGCAAGCUCUGGGCCUCUACUAG